UAUGAUCAACUUACCAGUAGACAAUAUCACUGAUCUCAUGUUGAAACUUAUGCCGACUGUCGACGAGGUGUUCUAUGCGUGCUAUUGGAGAGGCACUAGUUUCAAUUGUACAAAUAUAUUACGAUUGCAACGAACCGAAGAAGGAUUUUGUUAUUCGUUCAACAGCAAGACGUCAGAAAGGAUGAUAAAUGACAGCGAAUACAACCCGCCAAUCGCCAAACCAAACGGAAGCCUCAUGCCACUUAGAAACAACGUUGCGGGCAAGAUGACAGGCCUCGAGUUGAUCAUGAAGAGUUUGAUCACUGAAUACUUCCCGAACGACAAGCGGUCCAAAGGGUACAAUGUACGGGAGUAGUGCCUUUUUAGA
Messenger RNA from Metopolophium dirhodum (rose-grain aphid), 367 nucleotides. RefSeq lists its product as uncharacterized. The coding region runs from base 2 to 355 and encodes 117 amino acids. NCBI's taxonomy places the organism in Eukaryota, Metazoa, Arthropoda, Insecta, Hemiptera, Aphididae. The record is from RefSeq and is a predicted model, not a curated record. The transcript is spliced from 3 exons. Gene Ontology annotation, molecular function: sodium channel activity. Gene Ontology annotation, biological process: sodium ion transport. Gene Ontology annotation, cellular component: membrane.